UCUGUUGUUAGCUGGCACCCCUAGAGUGGGUUUAGAAGGACUUGUAAUAUUUUGUUAACAUUAUACAUAACUUAGGAUUAAGUACACAACAUUUUCUUUCUUGCACAGGUAGAAUUGCAUUACUAUGUUGUUAAUAAAAAAUUUUUAAUAGACAAGUGUGUAUCAUAUUCUGCUGGGAUUUAUGUUUUUUUCUUAAUUGGCUAUUACAUUACUUUUAGUAGAGACAGGUGAAAUUUGGGCAGAAAAUUCAAGUCAACAGAGAAAAAUUUAUUUGGGAAUCUUGGCAAGAAUUUGAGCGUUAAGGGUAUGUCUGGCAGACUUCUAAUAGCACAAUGUGAAGACAUUCCCAUAACACAGCUGUCCUAAAUGCCUACAGUUCUGUAAGCAUGCAGGACACAGCUUGCCAAGACCAAUUCUGUACCUUUUGAAGCAAAGGAGAACAGCCAGUGAUUCUGCACCAAAACCUUCCUCCUUUUGCCAUUCACAGUCUCUGAGGAGGCUAAAAUGUUGGUGCAUACUUUGGAGUGGUACAAGCUGACAGUAUUGUUUCAUUUAGGAGUGAGAUGAUUGUCAUCACAUUGUCAGUGAACUUGAAUGCAGACCUUUAUGGUUGUAUAUUUCUCACACCAGAUGAGUGUUGUAGGUUCUGAAUUGUUCUCCUUCCUAGUCUAGACAACCACCACAAACCAUACUACAGGAUGCUGCAGAAAGAUUUGUGUGUUCUGGUUUAUCAUUCACUUGUGAGGCUUUGCACUCACCUGUGCAGGGACCAUAAGAUUUUGGCAGUGAUAGAAACUAAGUAAGUUUCUGCAUACAAACUGUGCUUAGAAUUAACUUGUUAUCAAUUACUUUGAACACUCAAGAUGGAAACUUUUCUAGAUCUUCCUCUUUACCAUUGCUGUGUAUUUCUUCAGCAUGGGCAGUGUUUUUUGAGUAAUUAUAAACUUCUUUGUCCUGCUAUUAAUUCAUGUUUCAUUUGGGUUUGUCCUCUUUUCUCCUUCUAUCUACUUCCAUACUUGGUGAUUAUCCACAUGCUUCGACUUGGAAAGAAGUUCCACAUUUACUAACUACUUUGGGGUUGUAAAAAGCUACCCAAAUAUGUCUUUUAUAGGCAACAGUAGCCCCUGAAAAUAUUUCUUAUUUCUGUUAGUUAGUUUGAGACAGUUGCUAGAACAGGUCUUGUCUGGUUUUCCAGAAUGUGUGUCAACAGAGAACUGGAUCCUAUCUCUUCUAUUCCCACAAAACUGCUGAAGUAACAUCAAAUUCUGUAGCUGCCAACUGAGGUAUUCAUAAGCUAGGGCUUAUUGUUACAGGAAUCCAGAGGGUCCUGAAGGCAAGUUGAGACUAUGAGGCAGCUUAAGUGCUCCCUAUUCCAGAGAUGCCUCUCCCUGUUUUCUAUGGAGCAGACUUCCCUCUGAGGUAUCCUGCCAAAGCUCCAUAGCUCUUGUUGAGCACAGGUGAUGCUUCAGAGCAUGUACAACCAUAUUACAAAAGGAUCCUGCCACUAUUCAUAAGUUAGUUUUUACUAAAUCAGUCGUGAGGGAAGGAAAUUGGUAGAAGCCUUCUUUUUAACAUAGGAUACUUCUUCAACUAUCAGGUUAAAAAAAACCCAAACCACCUUCCACUGAGACUCUUAAACAGACAUCCUUUGUCUGGAUUCAGCUGUAUUCAGAAAUGGCAAUGCCCUGAAGAAGACAUGUUGUUCCAAGCUACCUAGAAGCAUUUCAUCAGUCCUGAAGGUGUUCUAGAGUGUACCACACUUUCUGAUAGCACUUUCUCUAUUCCUUUAGAGAUUUUUACCACAUAUCGCUCCUUGUUGCUAGAACAAUUGUACUAAACUUCUCUGGCCUAAUGGCAGUAAGAUAAAUAAGAAAUACAAGUUGUGAGCAAGUUUUGCUCUCUGUAACUUGGCCUUAUCCAUCUAUAUCUUUAGAUCUAGUUCAGCUUAUAGCCAUGGGAAAGUAAAAAUGGUGAAACCUCCUCAACAGUAUUAUUGACUAAAACCACAGGUUAGGGACCUUUCCUUAAGAGGAAUGAUUGAGGUAAAAAGGCUGAGUAUUUCUGUAACAGCCUAGCUCUGCUUUAGCAGACUGCAUUGUAUCAGUCUAUACUGUUUACUUUGGUACAGAAGACUCUGUAACAAAGGUUUGUCUAACUAUAAUAUAAAGCUGUUUGCCUCAAGAAAACUCAAGCAGAAGGUAAGUAAACUAACCUCCGUAUUCUGCAACAUUAUUGUAGACUUCUGAAAUUAUUUUUCUCUACUACAUUAAUAUUUAAAGUGUGUAGUAGUCUAGAUAACUUAGAGGUAUAGAUCUAAUUAUUUUGGACAGUUGUAACGAUGAGAUCAAAAUAUUUUUUGCGCAAUUUUAAUUUUGAGGAUUUAUAGUAAUAAAAAUGCAUUUUCAGUAUUUACUGAAGCAAUGGAUAUCUACUGAUGCUGUGUACGUAUGACUCACCCGUCUCUCAUUCUUAGAAAAGGACGUUUCUUUUACCAGAAGGAUCCUUCAAUCAAUAUUGUGUAACGGUACUCAAAGCAUACUCCUGUGUACUGCGCUGUCACUAUUUUAAAAGCAUUGUUGACUGCCUCUGUCCGGUUUGAACUGAAUGUACCUUUCACAAAUGUUGACAUCAUUUUGAACUAAUAGGGUUAAUUUUGAAAAACAAAUUCAUUCUGAAUUCUCAAAUUCAUUCAUUCUGAGCAGCUGCUCAUGCCUUAAUAAAAGUAUGCAAUGUAUUAAAGAUGUUUCUUAAACAUAUACUGAAAAGUACUUAGAAAAAAGUAUAAGCAUUAACAUUUUAAUAAUUAGAAAUUACCUCAGUUGUUGUACUUAGAAAGAAGUAUUUAAUGACACCUGAAGUGUACUUCUGAAAAUUCUAUUCUCAAAAUAAGAGUAAUGGUUUGGGAAAAUUUCAUUAUUAUUAACUGUAUGAUUUAAUAACCUGUGACAGGCUCACUAAGAGAGCACCAUGAGUAACAUAACUUCAGCAGAUCAAAUGCAGUUGCCUUCAUGAAUGUAAUGAUUCAGAUCUGUCUUGGUGUUUGACAUUUAUGCCCUAAGCCAGAACCUGAUAGUUUCAUGUUUCAAAUGUCUUUCCUGCUGUUCUGAUUCAUAUAGUAGUGAUUUCAGACACCCAUGGUCCCUGAAAUUGUACCCUGUAAUCCAGAUGAGGGCACAGACAUUUUUCUUUUUCAGUUUACUCAUAUCCUAAUUCUCUGUCAUGCUUAUCUAUUUCAAUUCCCAUGUUUUUCUUAUUUUUGAAGUUGCCUUCCCAAGCACUGACCCCACUUUCCAGACAACUUCCGUCAUCUUGGUCACCCAUUGAUCACAAGAUUCUCCAGGUUGACUGUAGUGACUUGUUCUCAAGGACUGUUGGGUUUUCACAUUCAGGCAUGUGCAACUUUACUUCUCCACCAGUUCCAGACAGUUUUCUUUGUGACUUAGAAGAACUCAAUUCUUUGGCAUUAGCAACCUCCCAAACUGUAGCAAUCUCCUCAGGUAAUAGCAUUCACCACGUUAAGGAUGGUCACUUUAUGCCAAAUACAGAGGUGUUUCUCAGCUCUCCUACAGAUCUCCCUCUGUCCUCUCUUGUAUCUCCCUCUGUCUCAUCUUCAGCCAGCUCUUCUCAUGAUAUAGUAUAUAAGCAUGUCAUCAACAAUACCAAGUCAGGAAAAGAGAAACACUUAGAAAGCAUAAUUGACCCUUUAGUUAUUGAAGUACCUAGAGGUUUGUCAGAUAUUACAAGAGAAGGUGAACAUGGCGCUGUGUGUAACAUCCCUUCGCCAUAUGAAGAAGGUUCCUUGUCCAGUGUGCUAGCUGCAAGUGCUGAAAAUGAAGAGGAAAUCUGUACUGCAGACCUGUCACUUAAUAGAGAAGAUCAGACAGAACCUCAAGAAUCAGAUUUCUCCGAAGAAACACAAGACACAACUGAAGAAUUGACUAGACUGUAUAUAGAGGAGGAUCUGGUACAUGACAAUUUAGAAUUCCCAAUAGCAAGUGGAGAAGAUUCUAUGGAUUGUUACGAAGGAUAUACUUCACCAGAUAUUUUUAAGGCACCUACUUCCCACUCCGUUCCUACAAUAUCCCUGCCUACUGCUUCCCUCUCUGCUCCUCUCCUCUCUAAACCCUUACAGCAGCAGGAGAAAGACUCACUACAGUUAAAGGUAACUGCACCUCUUCAAUAUGGAUUGUUGCAAAUCUUGGUGUCUAUUAAAUAACUGCAAGGCUAACACUGAGUUUGGUCUUCUCAGACGUACUGUUUUCUCUACUAAUAUUAAAUAACAUAAGAAAUGGAGAACUGAUAGGCCUUUUUCAAGUGAAACACAAGGUAAAACUAUAACCAUUGUAAAUACAAUCAAAUAGUUUAGGAGAUACCAGUAAUAGGAAAGCAGAAAACCUUCUACUCAAUUUCAGGUUCAUACCAGGACAGCAAUGUGAGUGAGUUAAUUGAAUGUAACAGAACUGUAUUCCAGUAUGCAGGAACUAGAUAACAUUUGCGUUUCUGCUUUCAAUUUCAAUCCAAAGCCUGGGAGAAAAGUCAUAAAUUUCACAGGAAAGCACCACUGCUGAGGGUCAUGUUCUAAAUACCAAUUCUGUUAGUCAAGGACUAGACAAAAAUUAUUCCCUCUUCAGGACUACAGUUUGUGUCAGCAUUGAAGCUCUGUGGCAGAAAAAUGAAAACUUGCUCUAGAAAGACAAAGUUAAUUUGCAGUGCUGACUUCCAGAAGAUUUGUCUGCUCAUGAAACAGGGAAAAGUAAUGUAAAGAGAAACUACCCUAGAAAAGUGAUCAUUGCAUCAUUACAUCUAUGUCAUAAAUACCCUCCUUUUUUUUUCUUAAGAUCUACCCCAUUUUACAAUGUGCAAUCAUAGAAAACAUAGACAUAAUGAACUUAAAGAAGUCUUAAGAUCAACAAAUCUGUUGGGUUUUUUUCUGAAGCAGGGAAGAGACAUAAGGCUUCUUUCCAGGGGAUGAAUCUGUCAUGAGCUUAGGUUUGUUCCACCUCAAAGAAGGGGUAAAAUAGAGUACUGCACUUAUUUCUGCAGCUUUUAAUAAUGUAGCAGUUGGUAGAUUGCUUUUGGUGCUUUUGCUUAGCCCAACCAGAAAAAUUAAGAACAUUCCUCAUCUACACUGAAAUUCUUUUUAGGUGACCUAUAUAUUCUUUGUCCUUAUUUGAGCAAGGUGUGUUAAUCUGAACUGAAAAUAAAUAGAAGGAAUAUAUGUUCUUGAAACUGUAUACUGAUACUUCAGUAACUUUUGUUAAUUUAAAAAUACAUAUGUAUACACACACACACACACACACACACAUAUAUAUAUAUAUAUAUUUGCUAUGUGGCUUAAAACUAAAUGGAAUACAAGCAACUAUGGGUGGGAAGUGUCACUUCACAUUUUGUUGGUGGGAGAGAUGUGUCCUCCAAAAAAAGAAGUCUGAAGACAAAUCCUGAGGAGAAAUGCUGACAUUUUUCUGCCUCCUCAGCCUCUUGGUAUCUUUUUUUGCUGUUCUUAUUCACCCCUCUCCUAAGAGGUGGCUGGUUUUGAGGGGUUUUUUUGUUUAGUCACAUUCUACUGACAGUCACAAAUACCAAAGAAAAGGUUUCCAGUAUAGCACUCUGCUCUCCUCCCAUUCCCCCCAGCUCACCCCUGCCCAUGAGAUUUCUCAUGGGCUGCACACACACCCCUUAAUAACUGAAUUCAGACAAACAUGAAGCUGAUUUGUUGUGAUGCUGACAAAAUGAGGAUACUUUCACGGAGUACUUUCCACCAAGUAUUUCUUUGCUUUCUAAAUGCAAAUCCAGGGGGUGUGUUCUGUUUAACAGCAAGGGAUUACAUUCACCAUUGGUAUUUCUAAGGUAGCAUUUCUGCUCUGUGCUGUUGAGCUUUUCUGUGUUAUUAUCUGAGCCACUUCAGGGGGUACAGAUGCAAUAACUGUACACAUGCAAUAACUGUUCCAAUUGCAUAUGCUAUACAUGAUUCAUCUUCUAAUUGUAACAUGUAAGGGCAUGUACCAGAGCAGGAAACCCUUGGGAAAAAAAGACACAGUGGUAGCAGUGAAAAUAGCAAUGAAAAUACUGUGUACUAACAGUACCCCUCCUACCUGUAACAGUUGCUUUUUGUUAUCAGGAAAAGCAUGUCUGACUUGCAUGUAUGAAUGAAUGAAGCAACAAAAAUCCCAUGGUGCUUCAUUCUUAAACUCUUGCUUGACAAAGUUUUUGUGGUUCUUCUAGGCUAAUUUAAAGAGGGAGCUAUUUGUUAUGGGUAAACCUCCUCGUAGCCCAGUGAUGACUAGGAGAUCCUGCAGCUCACCUGUCAGAGGUCACAGCUAUUCACACAGGGUAUGGUACUGGAUGCCCAGUGUGCAGUAACAGCUUUUCCAUGGACAAGGAGCUCAGUGUCUAGUCUUUCAGUAUUUUGCUUUUACCCAAGUGUCUCAAUACUAUCAGUAUGCUGUGUUUUCUUCCUGUUGUGCUUCUGUGCUAUGACUGAGUAAAGGCAACAGGUCUGUGUGUGCCUGAACUUUUUCUAUAAAUCUACUAGUGUAUUGUAUCUCUGCAGUACUGCGUGGUAUUUCCAGUGCUACAAGGUGUUUCUAUUUAGUUCUUUAUAGUUAGUCUAGUUCUAUUAAAAUUACUCCUCUCUUUCAAAGCAUUUUUAGUUUAUUAAAAUUAGAGCUUUUAGGAGUAAAAAAUUAUUUUCCAUUUCAUAUAUACAGGCUUUUGCAUGUAUACAGACUGAAUUUUUUGUUUUGAAUCCAUGUCCUUCUUUUCAAAAUGUUUUGCUCCUGCCACAUUUUUUUCACUCAAUACUGCCCUCUUUAUCCAAGCAUUCCAGAUUUUAAUACUCUUUAACCUUUCAUCUGUAAUGUGACUGUAACACAACUCUAAUAUUUUCACCUAGCCAGAAACUCAGGUUGUUUCGAAUUUGCAUGGAUUUUGCUCAAAAAGGUAAUCUACAUUAUGAAAAA
Haemorhous mexicanus (house finch) is the source of this 6959-nucleotide messenger RNA. RefSeq lists its product as uncharacterized. The transcript has 2 exons. The record is from RefSeq and is a predicted model, not a curated record. Lineage: Eukaryota; Metazoa; Chordata; Aves; Passeriformes; Fringillidae. Bases 3242 to 4216 code for a protein of 324 amino acids.